Messenger RNA from Strongylus vulgaris, 921 nucleotides. The record is from the annotation of a GenBank genome assembly. NCBI's taxonomy places the organism in Eukaryota, Metazoa, Nematoda, Chromadorea, Rhabditida, Strongylidae.
AUGGAUUGCGAUAAUAGCUCAAUCCUUUCUACAGGCGAGAUAACGAUUAAAUUCCCGUGGCUUUGGUUGAAACCAAUAUGGUACUUGACAGGAGUUGGUUUCGAAUACGACCAUCUCGUUAAGCUUACAAAUGACUUCACUAGAAGCGUUAUCGCUCGAAGGAAACAGAAUAUGGAGAAGGAAGGUCUACUAGAGAAUAAUGUCGGAAAUGGCCGUAGGGAGAAGCUGGCAUUCUUGGAUCUUUUGUUGAAAGCGCAACAUGAAAAUCAACUUAGUGAUGAGGAUAUCAGAGAAGAAGUUGAUACUUUUAUGUUCGAAGGCCAUGACACAACAUCUAGUGGUAUCGGAUUCACAGUUUGGUGGCUUGGAUUAUCGGAAGAUUGUCAGAGAAAAGUCCAUAAGGAGCUCGACAGCAUAUUUGGUGGAUACUACAUACAUAAAUUGCAAUCUCCAACGUUUGAGGACAUUAAACAAAUGGUGUAUCUUGAGAAGUGCAUAAAGGAAUCGCUACGACUUACUCCUUCCGUACCUCUAAUUGCGCGAAAGCUUGUUGAGGAUGUUGUUGUUGGUGAGACGACGCUUCCUGAAGGGCUUACCGUUGUUGUUGUGCCAGUAACUACAGCAAGAGACUCGCGAUAUUGGGAGAAACCGGAUGAGUUCUAUCCAGAACAUUUUGAUGCUGACAAAUUAGCAGGAAGGGAUCCAUUUUCUUACGUACCAUUUUCGGCCGGACCUCGAAAUUGCAUAGGCCAGAAGUUUGCGAUACUUGAGGAGAAGGCCGUUCUUUCAUGGAUGUUUCGUCGCUAUAACGUGGUUUCUCUGGAUCCAUUCCCAGAAAAUCGACCUAUUCCUGAACUAAUUCUGAGACCAAGCAAAGGAAUUCGUGUUAGGCUAACAAAGCGCAGAGCCCAGAAUUAUUGA